GUUUCUAACAGUAUUAUAAUAUAGUAUAUAUUUCUUAUUUGCCACGAUGUCUUCCUUCAAUUUCUGCAAAGACCAGCCACCAGAUGAGAUUAUUUCAAUGUUGCAAAAGACCAACAAGUUAAAUGAAGAGCAAUAUGGAAAAUUGCAAGAUAUUACUUUUUCGUUUCUUACGAACUCAAUCUCCGCAGAAGCAUUUGACAGAGAACUUAAUAAUUACGCUGAUUCAUAUGGGAUCAAAGCCACUCCAUUGAAAAAUAUGGCAAAGAUUUUGAUUAUUGUUGCAAAUGCGAUGAUAAAGAAAAACUUGAGCGUAGUUCAAGUCGAGUCUGAUCUGAAACAAAUGAACAUGAACGAUUCCCAUAUAAAUACAUUUUGUGCGAAAUGGAAGACAGACAUUGCCAAAAUGCGAUUUUCUCUUUUAAUGGGAUCAACCAGAGGGAAGAAAAUGACCGGCUUGGAUUGGAAGUUCGGAGUGACUGCAUCCAGUAGUGAAAAUAAGAAAGUUGGAACAUGUUUCAUUCAGAUGAAGUUCACGCUAGAAGGGGAGGAUCGCAAGAUUGAAGACAUAGAAGUUGAACUAUCGCUGCCUCAAUUUUAUGACUUCAUGCAUGAAAUAGAAAAGGCUAAAAUAAGUCUCGAGUCCUUGGGAUGAUUUUUAACCUUAAAGCUGGGUAGACCGGGAACAUUUGAACAGUGUUAUAUUGAGAAUCACAGCCUGCUAUAAUUGAUCUCAUUGAUGUACAUGAUUAUUCAUCAACGUGUUAUUUAAUCUUAAAGCCAUGGAUGUUUGCCCAAGGAUUACCUUCGUUUUCUUUCGUAACAUUAGCUAAUCAGCAAUAGAUUUUAUAGUUCUUUCUGAAGAUAUUUUAGAUAUAAAUCCCAUAGCUUUUUUGUCCAUGGUUAUGAACAUGGAAGCCAGUUUCAAAGCCCUCUCGCAACAAGCAUCAGAAAUUCACAAUGAUAAAGUAUAUAGCAUUGGUUUUCAAACUUUUUAAGCCGCGUCCCCUUUUUAGAAUUUGUCAAGUCUCGCGCCCCACCUCAAUGAUAACUAGCCGACAUAAAGCUACAAAUAACGGAUGGUAAGCCGAAAGUAUGUUCUAGUCGAAAUACAUGGAUGGAACGUAAAUAUCCAAAAUAAGGUGGGCAAGCUCGAAUAUAACCAAUAUUUUUAUAAGCUUCACGCAAAGCCCUCAGUUUGGGUAAACGUCCAUCAUCGGAUGCUUUAUUAAUGAGGCUGCAAAUUAUAAUAAGUGUGUGUAUCCAUUCACAUACUAACUGACCUGGUAAAGGACGAUUAGGCCACCCAACAAACUGUUCCUGGUCGAUAGAAUCCCAUCAAGUGCAAUAUUUUUGAAUAUCCUUUUUAUUUCUCUAAUAAUAUGACAAUGAAAGUGAAUAAAAUUUACAGUAAUGCAGCACCUUACACCAAAAUCUGUGACAAGGUCUAUUUUAAAAAUAAACUUUACGAAUACUGUACAAAAAUGUAUCUCUUAUGUUUAUAAUAGAACAUGCAGGAUUUUGAGUGAAUGUUAAGGAUGGAUGUUUCCAUUGCUUUAUAAUAAAUCUCCUAGAAGCGGUAAUAACAACCAAAAGGCUUCAGAAAACUAUUUGUGAUGCAGAGACUGCCAAUAACAGUUAUUUAUCAAGGAUCAACCUAUGACAGACUUAGGAGGAGUUCGUUAUAUCUGGGACAGUGGUUCAUCAUCUCAGAGUUGAAAAUUUCAAAUUUUUGUCAGCUCUGAAGAUACCAAAUCCACGGAAAGAGACCCAUUUGAAAAGAUGUCAUAUACAUAUAUCAGCUCUCCAAACUAACACAUGGAUAGAGUUUUGAAAGUAAAUACCAUUUAUAAAAACAGUCAAAACACCAGACCGCAAGAAGGUGGAACAGAACCCAUAAAUUUCUUAAUAACCUCUACAAAUCUGAAGAAGAUUUAUUUAACACUUGAACUUCUGUUUGUGCACCAAAAAGUUUCAGUAAUCUAGAAGGCUUUGCACGAAAGAUAUGCUCUCUCUAGCUCAGUGGUUCCCAACCAUUUUGCCUCGAUGAACAGGUAACAUCGAAUAAGACGACUUUGCGGACUGCCUGUUUUGCUAUAGAGUUGUUUUUGACUGCAUGAAACAAUUCCGAAUUAUAAAAUAGGGCACUGGAAUACCAAAUUUUUGGC
Molecule: messenger RNA, 2165 nt
Organism: Styela clava
Lineage: Eukaryota; Metazoa; Chordata; Ascidiacea; Stolidobranchia; Styelidae
Product: COMM domain-containing protein 7-like
Biological process (GO): negative regulation of DNA-templated transcription; tumor necrosis factor-mediated signaling pathway
Molecular function (GO): NF-kappaB binding
Source: RefSeq, a predicted model, not a curated record